AAACAGGAAUUCGGGAACGCGCCUCCCAUCUGCGGCGCGCUCCUGGCUGCUUUUCACAGAAUGGAGCUGGAAGGAAUCGGUGUCAUAGUUAUAUUACGAAGCUAUGAAGUCGGUAACACCGGUGAAAACCGUUCAAUGAACACGGACAACAACUGAAAAUCACAAUAUUGCAUGUGCCGAUCAACUGUAGCAGUUUGUUGGAUACAGAGGAAAACCUUGUGGAUUUGUGACCGUGAUUGUAACCAUCAGGGGGUUUCCUGACCGACUGAGGGCAGUGAGCUUGGCUGCCCAGCAAUACUACACCAAAGAUGGAGCAGCUGUCAGAUGAGGAACUGGACCACACAGAUGGAGGAGAGGAGGACAGUGAUAAAGACGAUCAGGAUCUAGACAAGAUGUUUGGAGCCUGGCUGGGAGAGCUGGAUAAACUCACACAGAGUCUGGAUGAUGGGAGGCCAGAGACAGUCCAGAAGGCCCCUCUCAGACAGGAGACCAACAUGGCUAACUUCUGCAACCGCUUCUCCAUGUACAACAUCAACGAGGCUUUGAACAAGGGUGGAGACGGUGUAGACCUGGAUUCCCUGAUGGCGGACCUGUGUUCCAUCGAGCAAGAGCUGAGCACCGUCGGUAAACCCAAUAGUGGCAAGGGCGUACCGGGCGACGCUAAGCUGCGGCAGAAACCCCCCGCUGGCCGCAGCGGCAGCACCAAGGGGCACGGUGGAGCGGGAGGCAGCGGAGGCAGCAGUACCCGGGCCUCGCCAGCGUCCACGGUCACACCUCGCCGUCCCUUGGCCUCCAACCUGUCCCUGGACGACAUCACGGCCCAGUUGGAGCAGGCGUCUCUCAGUAUGGACGAGGCUGGGAGACAGAGCUCCCACUCCCUGGCUAGUGGCUCCACCUCUUCCUCCUCCUCCUCCACCAUGCGGAGGCCCGCCUCCCAUCACCACACCCACCGCAGGACAGGCUCCGUGGGGACGGUCAGCGAAAACGCGAUCCGCUCCGUGUCCCAAUCCUCUUGGUCGUCGGUGAACUCGGCGUCGGCCAGCAGCAUGGAUUCUCUGGAUAGUUUUCAACGGCCCUCGGAGCGGGACGGGGCAACGCCCACACCACAGGGACCCAAUCAGGGCCCCCCGGGCAGUACAGAGCACUCCUAUCUGGACUGGGAAACCUCCCUGAUUCUGCAAAAUAUAGCAGGGAAGCCCUCUCACUUGCUGACCAAGGAGGAGCAGGUUGCCAAGAAGAAGGCAGAGAAAAUCCGUGUGGCUUUGGAGAAGAUCAAGGAAGCCCAGGUUAAAAAGCUGGUGAUCAGAGUCCACCUGUCAGAUGAGAGCUCUAAAACCAUGAUGGUGGACGAGAGACAGACUGUCAGACAGGUUCUGGACAGCUUGUUGGACAAGUCCCACUGUGGCUACAGUCCUGACUGGUCCCUGGUCGAGACCAUCAACGAACUGCAGAUGGAGCGUAUCUUUGAGGACCAUGAGAACCUGGUGGACAGCCUUCUGAACUGGACCAGAGAUAGCCAGAACAGAUUGAUGUUCAUAGAACGCAUAGAGAAGUACGCCCUCUUCAAGAACCCGCAGAACUAUUUGUUGGGGCGGAAGGAGACGUGCGAGAUGGCAGAACGGAACAAGGAGGCUCUACUGGAGGAGUGUUUUUGUGGCAGCUCCGUCUCUGUUCCUGAGAUGGAGGGAGUCCUCUGGCUGAAGGAUGAUGGGAAGAGGAGCUGGAAGAAAAGAUACUUCCUGCUCAGAGCCUCUGGGAUCUACUAUGUACCUAAAGGAAAAGCCAAGGCUUCCAGAGAUCUGGUGUGUUUCCUGCAGCUGGAUCACGUUAAUGUGUACUACGGACAGGACUACCGCAGCAAGUACAAGGCCCCCACGGACUACUGCCUGGCCCUCAAGCAUCCUCAGAUCCAGAAGAAAUCCCAGUACAUCAAGUACCUGUGUUGUGACGACGUCAGAACCCUACACCAGUGGAUCAACGGGAUACGCAUCGCCAAGUAUGGGAAGACCCUGUAUUUAAACUACCAGGAGGCUAUGAAGAGGACUGAGGCGGCCUACGACUGGUCCUCUCUCUCUAGCUCCUCUAUCAAGUCUGGAUCCAGCUCAUCCAGCCUGCCUGAGUCCCAGUCGACCCACUGCAGUAGUGAUAGUGGUGUUGCUGUAUCAGAGAACAACCUGUCAGGCCACAGCCGCUCUCAGAGCCAGGUCAGCUCCAUCUUCUCCGAGGCCUGGAAGAGAGGCACCCAGGAUGAGUUGAGGAUGGAGUCAGCGAGCAGACCCUACCCUCUGACGCUGCCCCCCAUGCACCAGUCAGCCCCCCCAUCCCGAACCAGCUACACCAGUGUCUCCCCCUCCUCCUCCCCCUCUCCCCCCGACCCUCCCCCUCCUCCUCCUCCACCUCCCCCACUCCCCAACCCCCCUCACCAGGCCGCCCCCACCAUGUUCGUUAAGUACAGCACCAUCGCCCGCCUGCAGGGUGGCCCCAACCAGACUGCCAAUCAUUACAACGUCCAACCAAUAGGGCAGCAGCAAGGCCCUCCGGCCCCGCCCCUCCAGUCUGUCAAACCCAACUACAACACCAUGCCAUUGGCUCCCACUCUCUAUAACCCUCCUCUUCCUCCUCCUCCUCCCACCUGCUCCAUGCCUGCUCCAGGCUCUGCCAUGGCCUCUCUGAGGCUUGGCCCCCCAAGCCCUGUUCCUCAGUUCAUCCCUCCGCCCCAGGCCCAGACUCUCCCCCCCCCGCCGCCCUUAGAGGAGGACUACCAGUACCCCCCACUCACUAACACCGGGUUGCAGCAGUUCCUGGCCCAAAAAUUCCCCAAUAUGAACUACGACUUCUCCGAUCUAGAUGGUCAACCUGAAUCUCCUCCUCCUCCUCCUCCUACCUUCUCCCCUCCCGUGUCACCCCCUGCACCUCCCAAAACCUUCUCUGGAGUCUUCCCGCCUCAGACCGCUGCUAAAACCUUUGGUCCAGGUAUCCCCAUGUCCCCAGUCUCACCCUCCCUUCCUUCUGGUCCAAUGAAAAAACAGCAGAGCUUCUCGACAGGCCAUUCGCCCAAUCAGCCGCCUCCCACCAUGCCCAAACAACACAGCUUCUCCUCUAAGACCCUCCCAGUGUCCGCCCCAAUUUCCCCAACCCCCUCCCUGGUCAAACAGAUAGUCAACCAGUUCCCAGGCGCCCCACUUCCCCCUCAUUCUCCCCCAGCGGUCAAGGCCAAACCAAGAUGGCAGCCAGGGGGUCAGAUCCACCCCCAGUCCCCAGAAUUCCCUCCUCCUCCUCCUCCCGAGGACAGCCUGGACUUCCCCCUUCCUCCCCACUCCGUCCCCACCCCCGUUCCUCCCCCUCUCUCCCCCGCCAAGAUGGGCUCUCCUAUUAAGAAAUCUCCUUCGUCCACAUCAACCGGCUCUUUCGGGAAGAGAGGUCCUCCUCCCACUCCCCAGCGCGCCUCCUCCAUCAAAUCUAACUCCUCGGGGGAGUACCAGGAGGAGGUCCAGGUCCAGAGGCAACCUAAGAAGGUGGAGUCUCUGGUCAGUAUGUUUGCCCAGCCUGGCCUCGGCUCCUGCAACUCCUCUGCUGUCUCUUCUUCCUCUGGAUCUCCUGUUAAGGAUUCGGGGCCUCCUGCUCCUCCUAAACCAGGCAAGCUGAACCUGUCAACCCUCCCUCUAGCCCUCCAGGGUCUGCAGACUGGGCAGCACCGCCAGCCCAGUGGAGACUUCCCAUCUCCUCCUUCGGAGCUCGAUUAUUUCCCACCUCCUCCUCCCGACUCUGAGCUUCUCCCACCUCCUCUCCCAUCUGAGCUCCACCCGGGUGGGGGGGCCCCCAGGGUCGCAGUCGUCAACCCUCAGCCGCAGGCCACGCCCAUCUCCCACCCCGUCAGCCAAUCGUCGUGGAAGACCCAGUCUCUGAAGAAAACUCCGCCUCCGACACUACACAGGCUGUCCCGGAGCAACACGGUCCAGGACCCUUUACCAUUGUCCCCUCCGCCCUUCGGCUGUCCCCUGGCCCCUACCCUUCCCGGAGGGUCUAAAGGCGGGGGCGGUACCCUCUCCACGGUCCAACCCAACUUCCUGGAAGAUCUGAACCGGACCUUGAAGAGGAAAUCCAUCACUCGUCACGGUUCCCUCACUCGUCACGGUUCCUCCAGACUGGAGCCUGUCUCCAUGGACGACAUGUCCCUCCCUCUUCCUCCUCCUCCAGAGCUGCUGCUGGACCAGCAGAGGAGGGGUGGACAUGGCGGGAGCCACGGUUACAUGUCCUCAGGCUAUGCAACGUUACGGCGGGGGCCGCGCCCUGCCCCGCCCAAACGGGACCAAAGCACCAAACUUACGGGAGAGUGGUAGCUCGGUCGGUAGCAAGGGGGUGGAUAGUGGUGGUAGCUAGGGAGAAGAGGACGACUAGGACUGAGCUACCCAGUCUAUAGACCCAUCAGGGCUACAGACUGACUACAGCCCAUAGACCCAAUCAGGCUACAGACUGACUACAGCCCAUAGACCCAUCAGGGCUACAGACUGACUACAGCCCAUAGACCCAUCAGGGCUACAGACUGACUA
Salmo salar (Atlantic salmon) is the source of this 4550-nucleotide messenger RNA. RefSeq names its product ras-associated and pleckstrin homology domains-containing protein 1. Gene Ontology annotation, biological process: signal transduction. Gene Ontology annotation, cellular component: cytosol; plasma membrane. The record is from RefSeq and is a predicted model, not a curated record. NCBI's taxonomy places the organism in Eukaryota, Metazoa, Chordata, Actinopteri, Salmoniformes, Salmonidae.